UUUUUUUUUAUUCUCUCUGGUUCGCUAGCUAUCACUACUACCAUCUAAGUUUCAAUCACAGAAGGACCAGUGGUGGAGAAUAUCGCAGCAAUGCAGAGAGUGAAGAAAUUGUAUCUUGAAUUCUUACUCGUGACACUCACAGAGUAGCGCGUUCGUCAAGAGAAUGCUCUCCGCCACUGCCACUGCCACCGCUGGUGUGGUAUUUGGAAGCAAUUGGAUAACAUUACUUGCCACUCCUACUAGAUUAUUAUAUUUUUGUCAUAGCGCUGCUGCUGAUUUCCCAUUAACUAUCAAUAUCAAUCGUAGACCUCGUCAUAGAUUGCGCAAAAAUUCUUGCUCCUUCUAUUCCACCUCCUCCCCGUUCCCGUCAAUUUUAACAGAACCAGACGACGGAAAUCAGAAGAAAUCUGUUAAUGACGCUCGAUAUUCAAGUCUAAGAAUAUUGGAAUGGGAUAAGCUCUGCGACUUGGUUUCGUCCUUCGCCACUACUUCCUUGGGCCGUGAAGCCUGCAAGGAGCAAUUAUGGUCCCUCAAUCACACCUACCAACACAGCUUGAUCCUCUUGAAAGAAACCAACGCCGCUGUCCAAAUGCACAACCAUGGCGCUUGCCGCUUAGACUUCUCCUCCAUUAAUCUUCUCUUAGUAAAAUCUGGUCUUCGAAAUGCUAGACGGGGGGGGUUACCCAUCAAUGCUAAUGAAGCAAUGGCUGUUGCUGCUAUCCUGGAGUCUGCCUAUUUCUUGCAGCUCAAUCUCAAAGCUGCAAUCAAGGAAGAUGCUGAUUGGUACAAUCGCUUUAUGCCUCUUUCACAACUGAUAAUGGAAAUGGUUAUCAAUGUAUCAUUAGUCAGGGUGAUAAAACAAGUUAUAGAUGAAGAUGGCUCUGUCAAAGACUCUGCUAGUUCUGCUUUAAAACGAGCGCGUGAUCAGGUUCAGCUGCUUGAGAAAAAGCUGUCUCAGUUAAUGGACAGCCUGAUUAGGAAUGAAAUGAAAGAGACAUCUUUUCUGGAAGUGAGUAACAUUGAUGGCAGAUGGUGUAUAAACUCAGGGACUGGUCAGCUGACAAGUUUUAAUGGCCUGUUGCUGUCCAGUGAUUCAGGAACUGGAAGAAUUAUAGAGCCACUCUCAGCAGUUCCUUUAAAUGAUGAGCUGCAACAAGCAAGAGCAUCAGUUGCAAAGGCAGAGGCAGAUGUGCUUUUGAUGUUAACAGAAAAGAUGAAAAAGGAUCUUGAUGACAUUGAAAAAGUAUCAGACGCUGUAAUUCAACUGGACAUGAUCAAUGCCCGGGCAACUUAUAGUCUUUUUUUCAGAGGAGCAUCUCCCAGUUUGUAUCUUUCAGAAGAACUGGAUGGGUCUUUUUCCACUGAAACUUAUUUACCAGAAAAUGAAACCUUGAUGGCAUCAUUUCCCAAAGAGAGAGAGUGGCUAUUGUACAUGCGUAAAGCCUAUCAUCCUUUGAUGCUCCAGCAACAUAGACAAAAUGUGCAGAAAGCAAAAAAGGAAGGCAGUAAUGCUCCUGAUGUUUCUGCAUUGGAACAAGCUCACCCAGUUCCAGUUGAUUUUUUUAUCUCCCAUAAAACAAGAGUCCUGACUAUAACUGGUCCUAAUACCGGGGGCAAAACCAUUUGCCUAAAGACAGUUGGAUUGGCUGCUAUGAUGGCAAAAUCAGGUCUUCAUGUUUUGUCAUCUGAAUCUGUAGAAAUUCCUUGGUUUGAUUCUGUUUUUGCUGAUAUUGGUGAUGAACAGUCCUUGUCUCAAUCUCUAUCUACCUUCUCUGGCCACUUGAAACAGAUAAGUGACAUUCGAUCUCAAUCCACGAGUCAGUCACUGGUGCUACUAGAUGAAGUUGGUGCAGGUACAAAUCCUCUUGAAGGGGCUGCAUUGGGGAUGUCAUUGCUGGAAUCUUUUGCUGAUAGUGGUGCCUUACUGACAAUAGCUACAACACAUCAUGGUGAACUUAAGUCCCUGAAGUACAGUAAUGAUGCCUUUGAAAAUGCUUGUAUGGAGUUUGAUGAAGUGAACUUAAAGCCGACUUACAAGAUUCUCUGGGGAGUACCAGGUCGUUCAAAUGCAAUUAAUAUAUCUGAAAAAUUGGGACUCCCCAGUGUAGUUGUUUCUAAUGCCCGAGAACUUCAUGGUGCUGCUAGUGCAGAGAUUAAUGAGAAUAUCUUGCAGGUCAUAAUUGAUAUGGAAAGGUUCAAGCAAGAUAGUCAAGAGCUGUUGCAUGAGGCACGGCAUCAUCUAAUGCUCUCAAAAAAUCUUCAUGAAAAACUAAAGCUUGCCAGAAGGAAGAUAAAGGAGCAUGGUACUGAACAGAGAUACCGUAAGAUGUGGCAAAUAUCUGAGGCUGCAUCAAUGGCUCGUUCUAUCCUUCACAAGAAAGUGCAGCAGCUUCGUGCGCAUGCAACACAAACUUUUCAGCCUACAGCAGAUCAAAAACAACUGUUGACAAGUGAUAGCCGGUUUACUGCAGAGGCUAAGAAUGGACGGCCUACAGAGAGUAUGAGUACUUCAGUAGUUGAAAUCAAUAAACAACCAUCAGCAGCAAUGACUGAGCUUCCUGAGGUUGGUGAUAUGGUGCAAGUUUCUUCGCUAGGAAGGAAAGCAACAGUUUUGCGAGUGGAUCGAUCUAAGGAAGAAAUACUAGUUCAAGCUGGCAACAUGAAGCUGAAGUUGAAACUUGCUGAAAUAGGAGUUAAAUAGUAAGAAAAGGCACACUUGCAUGUGCAAAAUGGAGGUACAGAGGCAUCAUAUAAAUGACCAGCAGUUCAUGUUCCUAUCAUGGAAAACAUGCUUGUUCUGCCCUUUGGAAGGAGGGAUUUUAUCGAACAAGAUCCCAACAUCAUCUUCAGGCACAGUCAGGGGGGGAAUACUAGUAGAGAAUAAAGGGACGGGGAUUAACUGGAAACAGAGAUUCAAAAUUUCAAGAAAUGAAGAGCCUUGACGUCACCGACUGUAAUCAAUAUUCUUGGAACGGCCCACCUGCAUGCUGAGGAAAACUCAAUCCAUUAAAUGUUGUCCUCUAAUAGUUGAAGACACUGAAACAAAGGAGAGUAAAUGUUGUAUCGUUUCCCUGUUUGGUCGGUAACAGUUACGUUAAAUGACAAACCAUGUGAAUAUUACUAAUGGCAAUACAAAUAGUAACACUUUGUGUGCUCUCUUAUGA
Molecule: messenger RNA, 3164 nt
Organism: Populus nigra (black poplar)
Lineage: Eukaryota; Viridiplantae; Streptophyta; Magnoliopsida; Malpighiales; Salicaceae
Exons: 19
Coding region: 164-2701 (845 amino acids)
Biological process (GO): negative regulation of DNA recombination; mismatch repair
Molecular function (GO): endonuclease activity; mismatched DNA binding; ATP binding
Source: RefSeq, a predicted model, not a curated record